Molecule: messenger RNA, 1950 nt
Organism: Dentiscutata heterogama
Lineage: Eukaryota; Fungi; Glomeromycota; Glomeromycetes; Diversisporales; Gigasporaceae
Source: the annotation of a GenBank genome assembly
AUGAUUAAUCAAGAAGAAAUUGAUGUUUUACGAACAAUUUAUGCUCACGAUCUCACAAUUUCAAAUACGAACCCUAGAUGGUAUGGAGUGAUGGUUGCUACUGGUGACCAGCAUCAAUGUGAAAGUAGUGAAAAUGUAGAACAACAAUAUAUUCACGUAUUAUUUCACGUGCCAUCUGGAUAUCCUUCUGUACCUGUUGAAGUUCGUGUAGUUACUCCUGUAUUAAUUACGAAUUCAAAAACUUCAAAAUCUUCGAAUAUAAUUGACAAUGAAAUUAGUGUUAAAGAAGAAUUGGAAAUUAUAUUAAAUUUAAAAGCACAAGAAAUGGCAAAUAAUGAAGAAUUUGCGAUGUAUGAAAUAGCAGAAUUAGCAAGAAAUUGGUUAUGGGAUAAUCAACGACUUUCAAAUAUCUCCCUUAAAAUUAAUCAUGAUUGGUGGGUAGGAGAAUUAUUAGAUAGAAUAUUUAAUUGGCAAACAAAUUCAUAUUCACCUUCAAAAAUAAUGGAACUUCAAUUUAAUAUGGAGCUUCAAGUUAUUGAAGGCAUACAAAAAAUUUGCGGUGUCGAAGUUGAUAUUGCAAAGGUUAGAUUCUUCUUAAUGAAGAAUCUUUGGAAGGUUGAAAAGACGAUCGAAGCUGUUACAAAGAAUAUAAAUGAAAAUAAUGACGAAACAAAUACUAACUUUAUAUAUGAAACCACUGAUGACAUUGACGAAAAAAGUUGCAGCAUUUGUUUUGAUACUUUUCCAUCCCGUGAAAUAAUAACUUUUGUCAUAUGUAAUCAUAGUGUUUGUAAUGAAUGUUUUAUUCAAUAUCUUUCACUAAAGAUAUCAGAAAAUCAUGUCUUCACAAUUAGAUGCCCUGGUGAGGUUAAUUGUCCACAUUUUGUUGAUCCUAUAAUAAUUGGACGAUUACUUUCACCAAAAUUGAUUUAUAAAUAUUAUUCUUGUCUUCGUGAAUCAUUUAAUCAACUUCAACAACAUACAGAGAUUACAAAAAAAUCUCAAGCAGCAAAAAAAUUUUCAUGGUGUAUAAAUCCAAAAUGUGAUCAUUCAUUAUCUCAACAAAAUUCGGAUAGCAUUGAAACACCAUCACUCUUACAUUGUAAUGGCUGUACUUUAACCUGGUGUUCCUCAUGUGAAUUUAUGGGUGGACAUUGGCCAUCAUCAUGUAAAGAUCAUGAAACUUACCUUCUUACAAGUCACACCGUAAAAUCUAUUAAAAUAUUUAAAACUGAAGCUUCAGAGAUCAUGACGAAACCAUGUCCAAAUUGCAGAAUUUUGAUUACUAAGGAUGGAGGAUGUAUGCAUAUGACAUGUCGAUUUUGUCAACACGAAUUUUGCUGGAGUUGUUUAGUCGAAUGGAAAUUGAGGACUCAUAGUGCUCUUUACGAGUGUGAUAAACCAAAAUCGGCUAAUGGAGAAACAUUAUUUGGCAUAUUUGAUGUAGAUGAUACUCAACUCUUACCUGGAACAUUUAAGAGAAAAUUUAAACAAGGAGUAAUUGUACAUUCACAAGCAAUAAAAAAAGAACAAAUGGAUUUGGAUGUUUUGGUUAAACAAUAUAAUAAUGGAUCAAAUACUAAAAAUGUUAGAAAAUUGAGGAUUUAUGUAACUAAAUUAUUGAUUCAAAUUAAUUAUAUUAUAAAAUUUGCUUCUAUGGGAUUUUUUUGUAAAUCAAAUCAUGAUAAAAAUGAAGUUAAAAAAGGUAUUGAAAUUUUACAAAGAUUAGAAUUUGGAUUAAGAAGUUUGGAAAAUGCUAGAGAACAAAUUAUUGAAAUUGAAAGAGAUAAUUUUGGAAAAAGUAAAGGUAAUAUAUUUAAUACGGUAGAUGAAGAGACACGAUUUAAGCAGCUAGAAUAUGAUAUUGAACAGUAUAAAGAAAGAUUAGAAAAUAAUAUAAAGAAACUUGUAAAAUUACUAAACUAUUUAGAUAGUUUAACAAAUAUAUAA